GUGGACGCUUAUGAGAAAUUAGGAGUACCAAUAUGGGCGAUAACGCAACAGAACGAACCACAGAAUUAUAUAACUCAAAAUUGGGCGACUUGCAUUUUCACACCUGAGGCUCAGCUCGCCUUUAUACGAGAUCAUUUGGGACCGGCGAUGAAGGCGGCGAAUAAAAGCACUAAGUUGUUAUUCAAUGAUGACGAUAAGAAUUUCCUACCAGAAGUUGCUAAGUUGAUUAUUGAGGAUGAUGUCGCGGCUGAAUAUGUCCACGGUGCCGGAAUCCAUUGGUAUUUUUUUGACCAAUAUGAUGCUCUCAAGGAUUAUAAAGAAAAAUAUUUAAGUCGAUAUCAGUUACUCUCCACUGAAAAUGCUCUGGGAAGUACCGAUAUCAACUUCCCCACGCCUUGGCAACUCGCAGUACGCAUGCCCCAUGGUGUUAUUGUGGACUUUGUUACUGGUGGCUCACGGGCUUUCGUCGACUACAGUUUGACUGCAGGUGCUGGAGGAAAUGAGAAUAUUGUUCUUCUUGACAACGGAACUUUCAUAGCUAAAGACGCGUAUUAUACAUUUGGGCAAGUAACUCGUUAUGUGAGGAAAGGAUCAUAUCUUCUUUCCUCUGUUGAAGUAGUGAAUCCCGGCAAACCCGCAGAUGGUAUACACCCGGCAGGGGUAGAGGCUAUGGCUACUAUCAAUCCUGAUAGAACUGAAGUCGUUGUUCUUAUAAUACGUGAUGAGGAAGACAAGGAGCAUGCGUCUACGUUUGAUAUCGAUGUUGAACUUGGUGACGGUCAGCAUGUUACAGUUACCCUUGAGAAUGUUGAGAACCUCAGUGUUUCAACACUCGUUGUAAAGGGUAGAUUUUGA
This is a messenger RNA of Perkinsus marinus ATCC 50983, 855 nucleotides long. RefSeq names its product Glucosylceramidase precursor, putative. The record is from RefSeq and is a predicted model, not a curated record. The annotation marks the transcript as partial. The transcript is spliced from 7 exons. Lineage: Eukaryota; Perkinsozoa; Perkinsida; Perkinsidae. Gene Ontology annotation, molecular function: glucosylceramidase activity. Gene Ontology annotation, biological process: glucosylceramide catabolic process.